AUGAUGGUCACCAACGUCCUCAAGACGUACCAGCAUCAUCUCCACCACAACGACAACCAGCAUCAGCUCUCGCUUCCCAAGAGGAAGUUCGUCACCUACGCCGUCUACGCGCUCAUCGCCGUCGCGCUCCUCUACCUCUUCGUCGACCCAGCAGCUCCGCCUGCUGCGGCAUCAUCUACUACCACCAAGCCAUCAUCGCUGGCGGCGAGGCCGCCGUGGAUACAGCAGCUGCCACCGGCGCCGCCGCCGCUAUCGACGAUAUCUCCACCUCCUUACCAAGGACAAGCCGCAGCAGACAACAACGAUGAAACAUUGCUGAUCGUCAGUACGACGACUGCUGCACCGCCGCUGCCGUGCGACUACUCGGACGGCGAGUGGGUGCCGGACGCCCGGACGCCGCUCUACAACGGCACGACCUGCGGCGCCAUCAAGGACGACGGCCGGAGCUGCACGGCGAACGGGCGUGCGGACACGGGGUACGUCUACUGGCGGUGGCAGCCGCGGGCGUGCGACCUCCCGGCCUUCUCCGCGGCCGCCUUCCUGCGCUGGCUCCGCAACCGCCACAUGGCCUUCGUCGGCGACUCGCUGGCGCGCAACCAGGCGGAGUCGCUCGUGUGCUUGCUCUCGUCAGCAUCCCCGCCGGAGCUCGUGCACCGCAGCGCCGACGGCAGGUUCCGGCGCUGGCUGUGUAGGCCUUACAGAUCACAGAUCACACAUCAAUUUAGGUGGCUAUCCUAUCAAGAAUGA
This is a messenger RNA of Miscanthus lutarioriparius, 747 nucleotides long. The record is from the annotation of a GenBank genome assembly. Lineage: Eukaryota; Viridiplantae; Streptophyta; Magnoliopsida; Poales; Poaceae.